This is a messenger RNA of Gracilinanus agilis (Agile Gracile Mouse Opossum), 1575 nucleotides long. It is a transcript of the gene LILRB3, whose product is annotated as leukocyte immunoglobulin like receptor B3. The transcript has 11 exons. Lineage: Eukaryota; Metazoa; Chordata; Mammalia; Didelphimorphia; Didelphidae. The record is from RefSeq and is a predicted model, not a curated record. The annotation marks the transcript as partial.
AUGACUCCUGCCCUCUCAGUCCUGCUGUGCCUCGGGCUGUGUCUGGACCAGAGGAUGAGGACACAGGUGGCAGCAGACAGACUCCCCAAACCCUCCCUUUGGUUAGAGAAUGACAGCGCUUUGGUGACUGCAGGGAGAAAUGUGACCCUCAGUUGCCGGGGAUCACAGCUGGCUCAACUGUACCAUCUAGAGAAAAGGCAAUAUGCUAAAUGGUCUGUGUUCAUGGAUGUGAGAGCGACUGGGGGUAAGGCCAAGUUUUCCAUCCCAUCCGUGACAGCAAGUCAUGCAGGGACCUAUAACUGCUUCUACAGACACUCUUCCCACUGGUCAGAAUACAGUGACCCCAUGGAGCUGGUGGUGACAGACCUCUAUGACCAGCCCUCCCUGUCAGCCUUGCCCAGCCCAGAGGUGGCCUCAGGACAGAACGUGACCCUGCAGUGUUCGUCAGAGCAAUCCUAUGACUGGUGUGCCCUGUUCAAGGAUGGAGAAUGGAUCACCUACAGCAGGACCCGGCACCAAGAAAGGGGGCAUCAGGCUGACUUCCCCAUCCCUGCUGUGAAUUCUAACCACAAUGGAACUUACCGCUGCUACAGCAUUCUCAGUGAUGCCCCCUCUGUGUGGUCCUCCCCCAGCAUCCCCCUGGUGCUCAGGGUCACAGAUGCCGCUGCCCAGGAUUACACUGUGGGCAAUCUGGUCCGCCUGAUCUUGGCUGGGCUGGUCCUCGUCCUCCUGGGGGUCCUGCUGGCUGAGCACUGGAAGAGCUCCAGGGGGCACAAGCAGCAGCUCAGAGAACCAGCCUUGGGGACCACAAUGGCCCCCACACUGUCUGCCCUGCUGUGUUCCAUCGACGCAUUGCCCAGACCCUCCCUCACGGUGGAGCCGGGCUUGGUGAACCCCGAGGGGCAGACUGUGUCCUUCCGGUGCCAGGGGCCUCCCGAGGCGGAGCUGUACCGUCUGAAGAAGGAAGGGACGGGGCAGUUUAUGGAUCGGUCUGCAGCCGAGGAGGGGGGCCUUUUCGUCCUGGAAACCACCUCAAACCAUGCCGGGAAUUACUCUUGUCUCUAUAAAAGCCAGACCGCCUGGUCAGAGGCCAGCCACGCCCUGCAGCUCGUGGUGACAGGUCUCUAUGACCCUCCGUCCCUGACAGCCCUGCCCGGCCCCAGCGUGACGGCGGGACAGAGCGUGACCCUCCGCUGCCGGGCAGAGUCGUGGUACAGCAGCGCAGCUCUGGCCAAGGACGGAGAAUCGGUGGGCUCCGGCUCUGCCCGGCCCUCUGGCCCGGGCUCUCAGACCGACUUCCUCCUCCCUGCGGUGACGGCCGCCCAAGGAGGCACGUACCGCUGCUACAGCUUUCACAGUACCGGCCGCGCCGAGUGGUCAUCCCCCAGCAACCCCCUGGUGCUCAGGGUCACCGCUUCCCCAGGAUUCUCCAGCCUCCAAAUAGGUAUCCUGGUGGGCAUCUCAGCCUUCCUGGUCCUGACCUUCCUCUCCCUCUCCCUCCUCUGCCUCGGUUGGUGUCGGUCCAGACUGGGGAAAGGCGGCAGAGAGACCGAAGUCAAGACCACCAGGAGAUCU